Penicillium manginii is the source of this 1377-nucleotide messenger RNA. RefSeq names its product mitochondrial processing peptidase. The record is from RefSeq and is a predicted model, not a curated record. The coding region runs from base 1 to 1377 and encodes 458 amino acids. Gene Ontology annotation, molecular function: metalloendopeptidase activity; metal ion binding. NCBI's taxonomy places the organism in Eukaryota, Fungi, Ascomycota, Eurotiomycetes, Eurotiales, Aspergillaceae. Gene Ontology annotation, cellular component: mitochondrion. The transcript is spliced from 6 exons.
AUGGCUUCCCGCCGUUUGGCAUUCAACCUGAACCAGGCUCUUAAGAGCCGUGCGGCUCUCAAGUCCAUCCAGCCCGUGAAGCGCGGUUUCGCCUCGCCGGUUGCUCUGCCUUCCACCACUCAGUCCACCACCCUCUCCAAUGGCUUCACCAUCGCCACCGACCACUCCCCGUGGGCUCAGACUUCCACCGUCGGCGUGUGGAUUGAUUCCGGUAGCCGGUCAGAGACUGACAAGACCAACGGAACCGCCCACUUCCUUGAGCACCUUGCCUUCAAGGGUACCAACAAGCGCUCCCAGCACCAGCUGGAGCUUGAGAUCGAGAACAUGGGUGCUCACCUGAACGCCUACACCUCGAACACCGUCUACUACGCCAAGUCUUUCAACGCCGAUGUUCCCAAGGCCGUCGACAUCCUCUCCGAUAUCCUCCAGAACUCCAAGCUUGAGUCUUCCGCCAUUGAGCGUGAGCGCGACGUCAUCCUGCGCGAGCAGGAGGAGGUUGACAAGCAGCUCGAGGAGGUCGUCUUCGACCACCUUCACGCCACCGCUUACCAGGGCCAGCCCCUCGGUCGCACCAUCCUCGGCCCCAAGGAGAACAUCCAGACCAUCACCCGGGAGAACUUGACCGACUACAUCCAGACCAACUACACCGCUGACCGUAUGCACUUCGGUGGUCUCCCCAGCAAGCCCCCUACCUCCGCCGCCGCCGCUCUCACCGCUGAGAUGAAGCGCACCCCCGAGUUCAUUGGCUCUGAGGUCCGUCUCCGUGACGACACCAUUCCCUCCGCCCACAUCGCUCUCGCUGUUGAGGGUGUCAGCUGGAAGGACGACGACUACUUCACUGCUCUGGUCGCCCAGGCCAUCAUCGGUAACUGGGACCGCGCCAUGGGCCAGUCUCCCUUCCUCGGAAGCAAGCUCAGCUCUCAAGUCAGCCACCACCACCUUGCUAACAGCUUCAUGAGCUUCUCCACCAGCUACAGCGACACUGGUCUCUGGGGUAUCUACCUCGUUUCCGAGAACCUGACCAACCUCGAUGACCUGAUCCACUUCACCCUCCGCGAGUGGUCUCGUCUGUGCAACAACGUCACCUCCGCCGAGGUUGAGCGUGCCAAGGCCCAGCUGAAGGCCUCCAUCCUCCUGUCCCUGGACGGCACCACCGCCGUUGCCGAGGACAUUGGUCGCCAGAUCAUCACCACUGGCCGCCGCCUCAGCGCCGAAGAUAUCGAGCGCAUCGUUGGCCAGAUUACCGAGAAGGAUAUUAUGGACUUUGCCACCCGCAAGCUAUGGGACCAGGACGUUGCUAUGAGUGCCGUCGGCAGCAUCGAGGGUAUCCUUGACUACCAGCGUAUCCGUAACGACAUGUCUCGCAACUUGUCCUAA